AUGCAUAUCAUAAAGCCGGUUUGGCUCACACAUGGAGGUGAACGCAAGGACUUCGAGGUUUACAGCUGCGAUGUCUCGCCAGAUGGGAAGCGACUAGUCACAGCUGCUGGAGAUGGCUACGUGCGAAUCUGGUCAACAGAUGCUAUUUACGGCACCGGAACUCCCGAGCUUGAGGGCAAGCCAAAACAGCUGGCGUCAAUGAGCAACCACUCAGGCACAAUUCAUACCGUCCGUUUUUCACCCAACGGGAAAUACCUGGCGUCAGGCGCAGAUGACAAGAUUGUUUGCGUGUAUACCCUUGACGCUAACCCUCCAACACACUCGUCAACAUUUGGCACUGAUGAAGCACCCCCCGUUGAAAACUGGCGCACGAUUCGGCGAUUGAUCGGCCACGACAAUGAUGUCCAGGAUCUUGGAUGGUCCUUCGACUCAUCGAUACUGGUCUCUGUUGGCCUGGAUUCAAAGGUCGUGGUGUGGUCUGGUCACUCAUUUGAAAAGUUGAAGACAAUAGCAAUCCACCAGAGUCACGUCAAGGGCAUCACUUUUGAUCCAGCAAACAAAUAUUUCGCAACUGCCAGCGAUGACCGGACCGUUCGCAUCUUCCGAUUCACCUCCCCAGCCCCUAAUUCUUCAGCUCACGACCAUAUGAACAAUUUCGUUCUUGAGCAAACAAUCACAGCCCCAUUCGCCAAUUCUCCUUUGACAGCCUAUUUCCGUCGUUGCUCUUGGUCGCCUGAUGGGAUGCACAUCGCAGCUGCAAAUGCUGUGAACGGUCCUGUGAGCUCUGUGGCCAUUAUAAACCGUGGAUCAUGGGAUGGUGACAUCAAUUUGAUUGGACAUGAGGCACCUGUCGAGGUUUGUUCGUUCUCUCCAAGACUUUAUGCAACCGAGCCGCCCGGUAAGAAGCAAGCCGAUGGGCAGCCUGUACCACAACACCACAUUACCGUCAUUGCUUGUGCCGGUGGAGAUAAAUCCCUUAGUAUCUGGAUUACGAGCAAUGCACGACCGAUUGUGGUUGCGCAGGAAAUGGCUGCUAAAGCUAUUUCGGACCUGGCAUGGACUCCUGAUGGCAAAUGUCUCUUUGCUACUGCCCUAGAUGGCACAAUUGUGGCAGUCAGGUUUGAAGAUGGCGAGCUGGGCUGGGCCACGGAAAUGGAAGAGAAUGAGAAAUCACUCACCAAGUUCGGAACUAAUCGAAAGGGCGCCGGUAUCACAGAAACUACCGACAGCUUGUUGCUAGAGGAAAAGAGUAAGGCUGGCGAGAUCAAGCACGUUGAAGGGAGAAUGGGUGCACUGAUGGGUGAUGGCGCUGAACCUACCACCAAUGGAGACAAAGCUCCUCAGCCAUCAAAUGGAGUCACACCUGCUCGGGGCUCUUCGCCAGCUCCCGAGGCUACGAAGACGCAGACCAAUGGAACUCCAACAUCUGCCGCCACAGAUUCAGAGAAGCCUGAUCCUUACAAAGCCAAGUUGGAAAGACUUAAGCAGCGUCCAACAUACACCAAAGAGGGCAAAAAGCGCAUCGCUCCAUUACUAGUCUCCGGAGCUGGGGCCGGCGAGUCAUCUCUCCCACAAGCCCGUUUGAUGGCAUCUGUCAGCAAUCAGGUCAAGGCGGACGCCCCGACCACCAUCGUUGACUUGUCAAAACCAUUCGAUGGUCUACCCAAGGGUGGUCUGACUGCGCUCCUUCUUGGAAACAAGCGCAAGCUGGCCCAAAUAGAAGGCGAUGAAGAUGGCAGUGUAGAAAAGCGUGUGACACUUGCCGGUCAAAACGGUGCAACUCCCAUCAUGGCCAACACUCCCGACGGCCUUCUACCAGCUCAAGUUCAAUCUGCCACGACUGGUCAACAGCCAACUCCAGAUUUUAUUCGCCCCGCUGUCACAAAUCCUUGCAUGUCGGUCAGUCAACUUCGUCUGGCAGUUCCCAAAAUUCGUAGUCAGAUUCUCCGCGCGCUAGAUUCGAGCGGCAAACCGACGGAACAACCUGCCCCUGGUACAGACUCGGGCUCUACCAAGAGUCGUGUGGACGUGGUUUUCGAAGCUCGGAACCCAUCGCCAGCAAGUCUGACCGGUCGUGCGGUGGACCGCGAGCCAGUACGGCUGACAUUGUUCCGUGGAGACCAGCCGUUGUGGCAGGAUUUCUUGCCGCGGACUGUCCUACUUGUGACUGGUAAUCAGAGCAUGUGGGCAGCUGGCUGUGAGGAUGGAUCAAUCUAUCUUUGGACACCGGCAGGUCGUCGUCUGGUAAGUGCGCUCGUUCUCGAGGCACAGCCUGUCAUCUUGGAGUGCAAUGGACCGUGGAUCCUGUGCAUAUCCUCUGUGGGCAUGUGCUAUGUCUGGAAUGUGAAGCACUUGUCUUCUCCUCACCCACCAGUCUCCCUGCAGCCAGUCCUGGAUGCUGCAAUCCAUACCAUGGGCGCGCACCCCACCGCUGCUCCCGCAGUAACAGACGCACGCAUUAACUCAGAGGGCCGAGUCAUCGUUUCUUUGUCUAACGGCGAAGGAUACUCUUAUUCUCCAUCCAUGUUCACAUGGCAGCGCAUCUCGGAAGCCUGGUGGGCCGUCGGCAGUCAGUAUUGGAAUACCACAGACGCACCCGUGAGCAAUUUGCAGGCCAAGGACGCGCAGCAAGACAACAAGGAUGCCAAGGCAGCUGUCGCAGCCGGCAUCAUUCCCUGGUUGGAGCGAAAUACCACGAAUGAGACCCUCCUUCGCGGAAGAGCAUACUUCCUCCAGCGUCUUAUUAAGGUUUUAUUGUCACGCGAAGGGUAUGAGACUUUCGAGUCCAGCGUAUCAAUUGCUCAUCUCGAGAAUCGCCUCGCUGCUGCUCUGUCCCUGGGUGCCAAGGAAGAGUUCCGGUUAUACCUAUCCAUGUACGCCAAGCGCAUUGGUGCUGAGGGUCUAAAACUGAAGGUCGAGGAGCUCCUGAAGGGCCUCAUUGGCGGUCUUUUCGAGGACGAAGACGAUGCCAGCGAGGGGGUCCUGAAAUUGCAGGCUAAUGAGCGCGACGGCCGUAACUGGCGCGAAGGAUCCGAUGAUCUGUGUGGCUGGCCACGGGAGACAUUGUUGAAGGAGGUGAUUUUAGCACUUGGCAAACACCGUGACCUUCAACGUGUUACAGUGCCUUAUGCUAAGCUGCUGGAUAUGGUUGACACUACAUCGGAGCAUGGCGAUGCAAUGGAUCUUUAA
Messenger RNA from Penicillium hordei, 3189 nucleotides. RefSeq names its product putative histone transcription regulator Hir1 (gene hir1). Gene Ontology annotation, molecular function: protein binding; nucleosome binding. Lineage: Eukaryota; Fungi; Ascomycota; Eurotiomycetes; Eurotiales; Aspergillaceae. Gene Ontology annotation, biological process: regulation of DNA-templated transcription; chromatin remodeling; DNA-templated transcription. Gene Ontology annotation, cellular component: nucleus; HIR complex. The transcript has 5 exons. The record is from RefSeq and is a predicted model, not a curated record. The coding region runs from base 1 to 3189 and encodes 1062 amino acids.